AUGGUACUCCAGAUCACUGAAGACAAUCGACAAACCGCUACAGCUCUUUUCACAGCUGAUGGUUUUGAUGAGCUCGUUCCUUCACCUGCAUUCGAUUACCGAACCUAUGAGCUGGACCAAGAUGAAGCGGAGGACAAGCUGUCACUGCUGAUAAAAGGGAUGACAGAAGUUGCAGAUAAAACGGGACGUUUCGUAUAUCAACUCCCAGAUGGUCGAAUCAUCGACACAUGUACGUAUCACAGAUGGGAAUGGCCACAGGCGAUAGGGAUGAACGGUCUCUUCGAUUAUUAUCAACUCAGAUCGUCGCAAGACCCCUCAGAUCCCACCGCACAGCACACUCUAGCCCUGAUGAAAGAAUGGUAUCAUCAGCGGGUAGAAGAGGGCAUCCCCACCAAGAACAUCAACUCCAUGGCAGUGAUGUACAGUGUAGCUUCCUUGCUCGAUCUAGAUCAGCAAAGAGGGAAAGGAUCCUUGCUUUAUGAGGAAUGGAGAGAACGAUUCGAAGGUUGGGUUGAUGAGUGGGCCGAGUGGAUUAUGAAUGAGCUUCCUCGGACACCACAAGGCGGAUUUCAGCAUGUGACCUUCCGACUAGCCAACGAAGGUCAAUUAUGGGACGACACUCUCAUGAUGACAGUCAUACCUCUGACCAAGAUAGGACUCCUUCUGAACCGACCCCACUACAUAGAAGAAGCGGGAACAAGCGGAACUCAUUCGUCCGAUGCACCUUGGGCAAGAGGGAACUGCUGGAUCACCCUGGCAAUACCCAUGUUCCUCGAGCUCACAGAUCUAUCGCCAUCUGAUCCAGUCCAUAGAAUGCUAGUGUCCACCUUACGCCGUCAGGUAGAUGCUCUACUCCCACUUCGAGAUGCUGCAAGUGGUCUAUGGCACACCUUGCUGGAUGACCCGACAAGUUAUGUUGAGACAAGCGGCUCCUCUGGGUUCGUAGGAGGGAUCCUCAUGGCUAUCAGACUAGUGAUAUCCGGUCUAAAAGCUUGCCUAGCUCAAAUCACUCCCACGGGUCAAGUAGGCAACGUAUCGAAGGGCACUCCUGCUGGGAAAGAUCGGAAAUUCUACAAGGGAAUACCAAGGAUGGGGAUGGUAUAUGGAAACAGUUUACUCAUUGUAGCGCUGGUUCAAUGGAUGAGACUGACCAAGGGAGAGAGCAAGUGA
This is a messenger RNA of Kwoniella mangroviensis CBS 8507, 1170 nucleotides long. RefSeq lists its product as uncharacterized. The record is from RefSeq and is a predicted model, not a curated record. Bases 1 to 1170 code for a protein of 389 amino acids. Lineage: Eukaryota; Fungi; Basidiomycota; Tremellomycetes; Tremellales; Cryptococcaceae. Gene Ontology annotation, biological process: carbohydrate metabolic process. The transcript is spliced from 8 exons.